Messenger RNA from Homarus americanus (American lobster), 570 nucleotides. RefSeq names its product basic salivary proline-rich protein 2-like. Bases 1 to 570 code for a protein of 189 amino acids. The transcript is spliced from 2 exons. NCBI's taxonomy places the organism in Eukaryota, Metazoa, Arthropoda, Malacostraca, Decapoda, Nephropidae. The record is from RefSeq and is a predicted model, not a curated record.
AUGGCGCCCCAAGGUACCCUCCCAGGGGCGAUGGUGCCCCCAGCAACUCUCCUUAGGGACAUCGACGCCCCAGGAGGCCCUCCCAGGGAUGGUAGCGCUCCCAGAAGCCUCUCAAGGGCGACGACGCCCCCAGAGGACUUCCCCGCGUCGUGCUUUACCCUAGGGGCCCUCCUAGCGGCGUCAACGCUCACAAGGGCCCUCCAUAGAGGUGCCAGUGCCCCCACUGGACCUCCCAGAACUCCGGUGCCCCUAAGGGUCCUCCCAGAGGUUGCGGCGCUCCCAGUGGCGGCGGGGGCCUUCCAAGUGGGGGGUCCUCCCAAGGGUGGCAGCGUCCCCAAAGGCCCUCCCAAGGGCGGUGAUGACCACAGAGGCCCUGCCAAGGGCAGCGGCUACCCAAGAGGCCCUCCCAGUGGAGGCGGUGCCCCUGGAGGCCCUCCCGGUGGCAGUUGCUCCCACAGAGGCCUUGCCAGAGGCUGCGGUGCCCCCUGGAGCCCUUCCAAGGCGGUGUCAUCAGAGGCCCUCCUAGAGGCAGUGCCCCCUCCCCGUCAGGGGCCCUUCCAGGAGCAGUAA